GCUUGUCAUCAUAAACGCCGGCCUCCGUCCGCUCCGACACCGGCGAUUCAAUGGCGGAGGUGACGGAAGCCUCAGCCUCAGAGAGGAAAACCGACGAAGAAGCAGCUUCUCCUCCUCCUUCUUCUGUUUCUUAUCCGAAUCCUUCUGGAGCUGAGAGUCCGAGCUCGAGCUCGAGCUCCACUCCACUGCCGCCGUCGGUGGCGAGGCUGUGGAGGCCGUCGGCUCAGCGCAACCUGAGAAACCAGUGGUCGAAAUUGGCCUCAUGCAGGCAGCAAUGGACGUUGUCUUCUUCCAGCGGGAGGUCUCAGGCCACUUCUCUAGUCAAUGCAUCUCUCUCUCAACGGUACAUGCCGUCAAUGGAGCUGGGUGUUCUGGAGGACAUGCCGGACAUUCGGAAGAAGGCUUGUCAAAAGCUGUUCAAGCAGCAGGAACUUCAUGGGAGUAAACUCGUAUCGUCUUAUCGGGAUAUGGUGGCUGCGGUGGUUAAUAUGAUUACUGCGAUGAGAUCGAUGAGAUGUUAUCUUAAGGGCGGAACCAGUAGUCCGCUUGUUAAGUUUUCUACUAUUUCCGAAGAAAAGAGUGAUACUGGAGACGGCGGUGGAAUACCAGUCUUCACGUUUUGGUCAAUUCCUUACUUUGAGAAGCUGGCGGAAGAGCUUGUGGAGAUGUUCAAAUCGGAACUAUGUUUGAAGAGACUGAUUGUAUUGGAGUUACUUUCUACGGGAUGUGAAGCACCUCAACUUGACCAUCUGAACUGGUCCAACGCGCUAUAUUCAGGAGAAUUCAAUGAUUUGGCUCUGUGCGGUCUUUAUUCUGCAGAAACCCACGAUCCACUGCCUCCAAGGUUGAAGGGUGGCAAAUGUGAUAUGCCUCCGGUAAAACGUAGCUCCCAGGCUAGUCAGGAGACUGUUCAGGUUUAUUUAACGGCUUGGCUUGCCGAAGUGAAUAUAGAUACACACAGGGUCCAUGAGAUAUUCGCCAUUGUGGGGGAGGAAAUUCAUUUCAACUUUUCUUAGAAGAGUUCAUCACUUCUCAUACAGUUGGUAAACAGUGUGGUCGAAAUGUUUCCAGUCGAAGAACAAGCGUCUCUCAACAGCACUUGCCCAUCAAAGUUUUCAGUGAAUAGAGCAUCGAAGGCGUUAACUGAUGGAGGAUUGAGCCAGCACUUGCCCGUCCAAUCUUUUGGCCAUUGCAGGCAGAUGAGACUGCCGUGAACCCAUCGAAAGGUCCACUUGUGUUAUUAUUAUUAUUAUUACUAUUCUUUUUUACUUUUUUAUUUAUCUUAAUACCGUAUAGCAAUUAAUAUGGCUUUCUUUUCCUACUUAUUUUGGCCACUACAUUUAUGAACGCUUGAUAUAAUACUAUUUUGCUUUAAUUUGCUC
Punica granatum (pomegranate) is the source of this 1382-nucleotide messenger RNA. The record is from RefSeq and is a predicted model, not a curated record. NCBI's taxonomy places the organism in Eukaryota, Viridiplantae, Streptophyta, Magnoliopsida, Myrtales, Lythraceae.